AUGGAAGACCCACUACUGGAUAACGAAUGUAUCAUUUGUUUCGAGCUAAUCAAGCAAACAGAUCAAAUAGGUCAACUACCUUGCUGCCCCACAAAAUUGUACCACAGAGAGUGUAUCGAAAUCUGGUCUUCGAAAGCAAACAGUUGUCCCACGUGUAGAAAUAACUACUAUAGAGUCAACAUACUGGUGGCGAGCGCCCCCGCCAAGAUUGUGGAAGUCAUCCGGGUGCAAGACCGAAUCUUGCCCAAUCCUGCAAUAAAUGAAAUCCCUGAGCAAUUCAUUGAUUUGAUAAGCGACGUGAGAGCACAACGCCAGCAAGAACAACUACUCCCGACAGAAACGACAACUUCAUUCUGCGCUAUAUGUAGCACAACCAGACGAAGUAGUGCAGACCAAUCUAUACUGUGCUAUCAGUGCGGGUCUAAUUUCCAUUUAUAUUGUCUCGGGGUGGGGCAACUAGAGCAGGAUUCUUUGCAGUGGGACUGCCCCAUGUGCGAUUAUAGUCAAGAAUCAUUGAUACCGAGACGAAGAAGAGGGGUCAUCAGAUCCAUUAUGGCACUGCUGCUGCGACACUACCAACCACAUGCACGUGCCUCCUCUUCCUCCUCCACCACCACUAGAUCAACUUUGCAUAGACCUGGUGGGCUAGUCAUAUUUAAUGAGAAUAAUGAAAUCGAUGACGCAUUCCUAUAUGAAGAUGAAGAGGAAGAAGAAGAAGAACGAGGCGUAGAAGAACCCACAUUUGAACCAGAGUUGAGAUUCUUGCAGCAACAGCAACAACAGCAACAGCUGAGUUUUGACCGGGCGCUGCCGCGAGUCAUGAAUGGUGGAACUUUGCUCCGGAGAGAAAAAAGACAAGAGGAACUGCUUACCCAGGAAGAAGUCAAUUCAUGGGCUUGUUUUGAUAAAGUAAAGUGCAAAUCUGGCAAUUUGACAGCUGGUGGCAGUGCGUUUCGUAAUCUCGAAUCCACUGCUUCAACGCUGGCAUCGUCCAAUUUCGUAAGGAAGAAAAGGAGAAAACGUUCAAUUGAACAGUCAUCUGCCAUGGAAUCAUCAUCAGCAUCUACAACAACAACAACUCCAGUAGUCCAACCACGAAUAGUCCAAUCCAACAUCCCACAACCGAGCCGUAUUGCAAACUUGAUCAACGAGCUCAAGACCAACAAGAAACCAACUCCAUCGACACUCACUUCGUCUCAUUUCUCGACAAACUUUAGUGCUUUCCACCAGCACAGUUCGCCGACAUCGGAAUCAAAUUCCACUUCAUUGGCAAACAGUCCCAUGGAUAUAAACUAUUCUUCGAGCGAUGAUAAUGAAUAUACCGUUGCGACAACCACGAAUACCAGUGCCACCACCACAACCACUGCAACCGCUGCUAGUACUAGUACCGCCACCGCAACGAUUGCUUCAGCGCCACGGCCACGACGUGAUCAGCUUUCAUACAAUGAGAAAUCAAUCAUCCAGAAGCAUCUACGAGCCAACCUCAAGAGUCGAUACAAGCCCGGUGUAAUUGAAGAUGGAGUCAUAAGCAACGAAGAGGAAUUUAUAGAGAUCAACAAAAAUAUCUCAAGACGCAUAUAUGGUCACAUUUUGAACUCGAGCUGUGAUGUUGAGGAGAUUUUCAAAGAUGAGCGGAAAUUGCGGGCUAUUAUUGAUGAGUAUGCCAGCAAUCUGAUAUAG
This is a messenger RNA of Lodderomyces beijingensis, 1680 nucleotides long. The record is from the annotation of a GenBank genome assembly. NCBI's taxonomy places the organism in Eukaryota, Fungi, Ascomycota, Pichiomycetes, Serinales, Debaryomycetaceae.